Penicillium samsonianum is the source of this 6951-nucleotide messenger RNA. RefSeq lists its product as uncharacterized. The transcript has a single exon. Gene Ontology annotation, cellular component: Cul8-RING ubiquitin ligase complex; nucleus. Gene Ontology annotation, biological process: double-strand break repair via homologous recombination; replication fork processing. The record is from RefSeq and is a predicted model, not a curated record. Bases 1 to 6951 code for a protein of 2316 amino acids. Lineage: Eukaryota; Fungi; Ascomycota; Eurotiomycetes; Eurotiales; Aspergillaceae.
AUGCAAAUGGAAUCAUGGCGACAACGAGGAUAUGUCCCCGACUCGGACGAGGAAGAUGGCUUCGAUUCUCUAGAUGCGAAGAAGGGCAAUGUAGAACAUAGCCCUGCUGUCGAAAAUCUCGAAUAUAUCGACAACCCUUCAUCCUCGCCGAAGGAAGGGACGAGGAGUGUGACGAAGGAACAACCCGAGCACGUUCGGGAUGAGAAUGGCUCCAUCACACUUUCAGAUACAGAGGAGGUGGUUCGUCGGGAUACGAAUCGAGCAAGUCCUCACUUGAGAAAUGCCGCGCAUGACGAAACGACACCAAAACAUAGAAGAGGACGCAAGACUUACGGACUUCGAUCGUCGGCUACGAAAUCAACGAAUCGCCGUAGCACCGAGCUGCGUAAUACCAAUGCCUCCGCAAAGAAUACAGCCAGCAUAUACGAUUUUCCAACGUCAUCACAGGAACAUGACAGGCCUCAAUCAAAGCCCUCGAGCCGCGAGUCUACGCCGAAACCCUUGAAGACCGUACGGCCCUCCCAAUCACAAGUUAUAGGAGAGCCGUACAUCUCAAAGGACGACACACAGGAUGGAACUUCAAGUACUCGGAGCUCCUCGCCUGAUGAGUUGGUGCUGAUCACUCAGCCAACUCGGAAGAAAAAGCCCGUGGCCGAGCAUGUCCAGCCGAUAGAGGCGCCACCAUUACCAUCACCACCACUACAGGAGGCUUCGGAAGAUGACUCUCCAUUAUCUUCUGUACCGUCAUCCUUUGGCUCUCCCCGGGCCAAGGAUUCUACAGAAGUACACGCAGAUGGUGUGAUGGAGGCAGAACCAGAAAGACCGACAGAUAGGGAGGCAAAUCUACAGCAAGCAGUGCUCGUUGAAGUAGAUGCCAACCCAAACGAUGUAUUGCCCCACCUUGAUAUCCCCGAAGAAGUGUUGCGAGAAUUACCGCAUGCUGCGCAAAGGACAUUCCGAAAGCGCAAUGCCAUCCAAAUGCACCCGUACCAUCUGGAACAGCUCAAGUUUGCCCAGCAACUGCAAGCGCGGGGCGUCAAGCCUUUUGGUCGACCUGCACAGCAAAGACCGCAAGUUACUGAUGAAAGUCAAGGGCAAGAUUCAUAUGAUCCUGAUGCACCUCCGUCAAGUCCUCCCCUGGAAGAGUAUCUUCCGCCGGUAAGACAUGAACGUCAUCGUCGCCCACAAUCUGCUGGGCAGGGACGGGAACACAACGACUCGGAGCAUCCUCGGCCAUCGCAAGCUCAUCUGGCAAAGCGCCAGAAGACUUCUCAUUCUGGAACCCCCAAAGAACGUCGAAAUUUGCACAACCCGUCCAAACCUCGUGGUAUUAGAGACAACAAUACCGCUACUGGGAAUGAAAACGGUAUCUCCGUAUAUGACUUGUCAUCUAGCCCCCCAAAUGUAGGGCGUUUAUCUUCGACUUCAAGAACCCCUCGUGCCUCAGAAGGAGGGUUCCGGUUCCCUCGUGGGUGGUCGCCGCCGGGAGAAGUUGCGAAAUCCGGGGCACAAGAAACAGAGGAAGCCGGCCAAGUCCAAUCACCUGAUGCGGGUACAGAUGAUGAUGAGGAAGUACAGUCCGUCUCGUCCAAUAGCCAGAGUGAUCAAGAAGAAACCAAGUCAGAUGCUGAAGAACGUGAAAUUCGACGUUUCCAACGAAUGAUCCGAGGAGCGCUCCCUGCGUCACAUGCGCGACUGAAUCAGAAGAAAAUCGCAGAUAAAGAAAAAGCCUCGCAAUUAGAUCGUCAUGCUUCCUCGCAACGACCGGAUGGAAAGGGUGUUGCGCGGAAGCUCAUUCGAAAGGGUGAUCGCUCAAGGCAACCAGAAACGCAACAACCAAGAGGCUUGUUUGAUCUUGGAGAUUCUGACUCGGACGAUGAGGACAACCGCAAUGAUGCCACAGGAAAUGCCUCUAUAGCCAAUGACUCCAGCCAGAGGCUGACUGGCACCCUCGAUCUCGAAGACCCCUUCGCGCUGGAGGGGGGUGAUAUAUCUGAGGAUAAUCGCGUCGACUACAUGUUUGCGCCUGUUCCGCGCAACUCAACAGUUCCUCGGCACAAAACGAACGGUUUAAAAAGGCCGAAAUCGAAACAAAGUUUGCUCUAUGGGCAGAGACAGCCGAAGAGACCUCGACAAACCCGAAUGACCGAUGCCUCGUAUGGAGCACGAAGGACCAAGAAACAUUCCACUGCCCAGCGACCAAGAAUAGGAAUAUUGGAUGCGCCAGAUGUUGCCACGAGGCCUCGAAAAGAGCAAUCGCGGCUGCUCAGGGUAGCGACAAGACGACCACGCUCACGCAAAGAUGGAGGCAGGCAGAGCCCUACUCAGAAGUUCGUGAGACUGGCCUCAAGGGAAGACACAGUGGAUGCAAAUGAGUCUUUGCGAGAUUGGAAAAGGGGAGCUAUUCGGCAGGCCAAGAUUAGCCCACCUCGUUCCAGAGCUCCCCAACGCCGGGAUUGGACAACCAAUCUUUCGAUUCUCAGUGCUCGAGCUAAGUCGAAUACUACAAACGGCCGGAUACCGAACCGAUUCAUUGAUGCAGAGGCAGACACUGAUGUUUCGAACACCAACGCAGUGGAACCGGAACAGGCACAGGCGCCACCUGAAUCUAGCGCAGUAUCAGUCCCGCCAAACCAAGCCCCAGUGACCGUGUCCUCGUCCCGUCGAAAACCAGAGCAGCACGGUCACACAUGGGUUAUUCCUAGGAAUGUUGCCAUAACAUCUUUGAAGAGGAACACCAUUAGGCCUGCGGCGACUAGUUUGGCCGGCCCUGGUAGAAGCCAGAAAGUGGUUCCCGCCAUGUUCAACCAGUCAUUGUCUAUUCUUAACCGACACUAUAAAAACCAGCGCACAUCUCAACCUUACAAGCCCAGCUUGACCUUGGAUCGAUAUGUCUCCGACAGUGGAUCAUUGAGUACUGGAGGCAAUUCCUCGCCCAUGAAUACUUCUGUUGCUGCUGCUGCUGCUGCCGCCGCCGCCACCGCCUCAGCUGAAGCACGAACUCAAACGCCAACCCAAAAAGCCCCUGUAUCUCGACGGCGGUUGAAGAAGAAUCCUCCAAACCGAAUCAAUCUCGAUGCCGAUGAAUUCCGUCAUAAUCCAGAUCCUGCUACCAUAGUCUCCGAUGACUCAGAAUCCCUUACUAUAACGCCCGUCGUACAUGCACGUCCUUCGUCUUUCAGUGUCGGCGGACUUUUCAACUGGCAACGCUUCUACCCGGUCGACUUCGGAGUACCAUCCCUACGUGACAAUACAUUCUUUCACGAGAGUACUUUCAUAGGAAGCGGGGAAUUUUCUCGUUCGUUGCACAUCGCAGAGCGGGACUUCGAUGGGGAUGCCGCUCCAUUCUCCAUCGAGCUCAGAGACGAGACAUUCCAAUGGAGUCGCUGGAACGAUACAGUAUCAUCGGAGAUGGGGCAGGUCUUCGAUGUGAUAAUCGAUAAUGUCGAGCGAAGUGCUGUUACCUCCCCAGAGACGGGCAUUACGGCUGCUCUAGGUGUGGCAUCGAGGUUAUACAGGUUGUUGAUCAAAUACAUCACGGGAAACCUGGUCUUCAUCGACCCGGUUGACCGUACGGGGUUUGUCACUAGAGCAAUGGGGUUUAUCUCCCAGGUGAGAGACCCGUUGGCUGCCUUUUUGUCUAGCGACGAAUACAACAAGAGCGGGCUCGUCAAGAUUGCUUGCUUCAACAUGAUUUUCUCGAACCAGAUUUAUCAAGUUGCUUCUCAUCGACUCGUCAGCCCUGCCCUUGCGACUGAAGCUUUGGAUCUUGUCAAAAUAUCCGCUAGAGAUGUUGCAGGCUUGAUCACGUCCAAAGUCGGUUCUUCUGAGUUUAAAACGUUGUUCAAAGAAAACAACGAGCCUGAAUGCCGCGAGUCGGGGAUUCGCGAUGAGUAUCCAUCGGUGGAGGCUUAUGUCGUCACCAAACAUCUUCUACGCAGCUCAGACAACUACAGGGGCUGCUUUGAAGAUAUCCAGUUUGAGACUUUCAACAAUGGAAUUAUUCGCAACGAAAGGGACGUGGGCAGCCUGGAGGUUGGAUGGCGUGGCAUAUUCACUGUCUUGCCUCUCAACGAAAUAGAUCUGCUUGGGACUGUACGCCCUGGCUAUCAGUUGACAGCUACCAACGACAAUUGGAAAUUAGCCAAACGGCUCCUCGCCCCAGCCCUGGACAAUUUCGAGUCCAACUCUAGGGCACAACCCAUUUCGUACAACAGCUACUGUCGAACCUUGUUCCUCAGGUGUCAUCGGCUUAUCAAUUCCUGGGGGUGGAGAGAAUGCAAACCUAUCCUGGACACGCUAUUCGACUUCUUCGCCAAGAACACCCUCCACAACCUGAAACUCGAGGAAGCUCGUGGCUCACCUUCAUUUCUUGACGAACUUGAUAGCAAUCCCUCCCUGGAUGCCCGAGUGGGGGAACCGUGUUUCCACACAUUUCUCAAGAUUGUAGCAAGUGGUCUCCGCUUCUUGGCGAAGAUAUAUGACAAGAAAAAGAUUCGAAACUUUGCCUGGCGUCUUUUACCCAAUCAUGGCCGUGUUUACCCAAAAGAGCAGCCAUUGCAGCACGAGGACCUUGAUGCACUAAGAAAUCACCAUGAUCUUCUCAGCACCCUGUACUGGGCUGUGCCUGAUGGAUGUCGCCCUCGACUGGAGACGAUACGCAAUCUGGUCCAUCCUGCCACUUCACAUCGUGAAGCGUGCAGCAUCAAUUUGCGCUCAUGGUCAAGGCUUGUUCGAUUCAAGCUUUCUACGGAUGAAGAGGUUUCGGGGCUCGAUCCGUUUGGAGACUGGUAUGGCUAUUUCGUUACAGAGCUGCAGCAACAGCAUUCAUAUGCUCGCAAAGAGAUUGAGGCUCAAAACACAGGCGACAAUCGGGUUUCUCAACAGCUUGUUGAACGCACAAUCUCCCAGAAUCAGCGGCAGAUUGAGACCUUGUUGAGCAACGCGCUUAGCGGGCUGCGGAUUGCUGUCCAACUGGCUCCGAAACUGGAGCAUGCACACAGGCUUGUCCUGAGCACUCCGUUUGAGUCUAUCCUUACACUUUUCAACCCUAAGCUCCCGCGCGUGAAUGUCGUUGUAUCUGAGGCACUGCAGGUCUUGGUAGCGUACACCCAGAAAGAUGUUCCAGCUGCAUCCACAUCAAAUGCUCCUGCGGCGGUGACUACUGAUGAGGACAGCCAGGAGUUCGGUGAUUGGGAUGCCAUUCAGGCUGUUUGGGACCAGCAAAGUUCCCUUAGUGAAGGUAUUGAACAUGUACAGAAGGCUUUCCAUCCGAUUGUCUCUCGUCUCGUUUCGAAUUGCUUUGGCGAGGACCAUUGUCCCGACGAUGCCAUUCUUCUCAACGUGAUAGAAUGCUGGACAUCAAUAGCCCAGGUUCUCAUUCGCCAUCGCCUCCGAAAUUGGGACAAUUAUCUAAGCGAGUUCGGCGAUGAUUCCUGGACGCGGCUUCGACAGACAGUUCAGACAAGAAAGUUUGCGCCGCUGUUCCUUGCCGCAUGUAUCGAAAAGGACGCGCAGAUUGUUUCUGAUUGCCGAAUCCAAGUCAUGAGUAUGUGGAUGUCAUCGCUGGUCGAGCGUUCCUCGAUGUUGAAGUUUCAACAUCGUCUCACGGAGGCGCUUCUGAACGGAAGUCCCACAGAUCCCUUGCUUGCCAAUCUUCCGUUCUCUAAGGAUAAGAAGAUUGGCCGAUAUGCAAUCACAUUGGAGGAAAUUGGCUCUCGGCGGCUAUCCCUCCUCUCGAGCCUAUCGUCUAAUAUGCGUGAGCAGCUCCAGGGUAUGGAACUUUCUGGCAAUCGGAACUUUUCUGUGACGAAACAAGAGUACUCCGAAAUGCUUCAGCGGGUGAUGACGUCCAUGAAAGACAACUACCAAGAGCUAGGGAAUGGGACAGCGCAGGCUGCUCAAGGAGAAUACGUCGAGUUCGUGCAACGCGUUAUCGGUUUCCUUCAGCAACAUACCAGCGACAUCAAACCCAUCGACCCCUUCUUCACCGACCCUGCUUCGUUCCCUUUGCCGUCUACCGAUCCACGCUACAUUGUUGCGAAGCUCAAACGCUACGAAUCGAAGUUAUCUUCCAGCAAAGAGAUCCAGACCUUGACCGGGUUCGUCCAGAGCAUUUCCGAGCGUGCCGCCAUUGACGGCCAACAGAGCUACCUGGUUGACCAAUUGCACACAUCGAUGAAAAACACCUACGAGUCGGGAGACCACGACAAACCCACUCUCCGCGCUGUCCUAUUGCAGUGCGUGUUUCCAGCGUAUCUCGAAGCGACCCUUCCCAACCGCGCCUCCUGGAUCCUCAGCCGUCCCAUCAUCCAAACCAUUACACUGGAAUUCAAGAACUUGCUGUGUAACAUAGACACUCUUGAUGCAGCCUGUGUAUCUUCUGUCAUCGAUAUCAUCGAUGUUGUGUGCCGAGCCUCCUGCCAAGCACUGGCUGUUGUCGCCUCCCGACGCCACCGUCUGCAAAGCCCUAUAACUUUAGUCAUGCUUGCCGCCUUCCUAGACAUGAUCUCCUCGGUCCUGCCGGUGGUGGAUUAUAUCGACCGGACCACUGGCGCAGGGGAGGGUAUUAUCACGCGCAUCGAGUGGAUCCGCGAUUUCACGAAAGCCGUGAGCAGAUGUCUACAAAGCACAGAUCCAGACGCAGACUUGUCCUCGAGCAGUGCCCAUAUCACAUUCCCUGCAACGCCGCCGCCCUCCGAUAGUAGGAAAACCGAACUCUUCGGCACGGCCAACAACCUCGCCUCGAAUGACCUCCUGCCCUAUCUCAGGAAAUGGUCUUAUCAUCAGGAUAAGUACUACUUUACUCGUCCCGGUCAUGAUUCACAAGAGGUCGCAAUCGAGCCUGAGAUUGCUGUUCUAGUGGCUAGUCGGAGUGAAUCGCAGAAGGGUUUUGAGGAUGCAGCGAAGGGAUUCGUUGAUCGCGCAAAGGCUUUGCAGUUACUGUCUUGA